UAAACGAUAAAUUUAAAAAUUAAAUAUAAAUUUUAAAAUUAAUAAUAACGGUAGGUUGUUAUAUUAUUAUAUUCAUCAAUUAUCAUGAUUAUUAUAUUGUUAAGUUCCUGUAUAGAUAUUUGCUAAGUCAUUGAUAAAUUUUUCCCGUAGAUAUUUUCUAUCUCGUUGACGAAUUUUUAGAUAUCUACUAAAUUAUUUGCAAAUUUUAAUUGUAGACACUAAUUAAAUUAUUAACGAAUUUCAAUUUUAGAUAUAAACGAACAGUCAGGUAUGAACUUUUCCAGUAAAUACCUAGUAAGUCGAUGACAAAUUUUUUCAAUAGAUACUUAUUAAGCCAUUGACGAGCUUUUUCUGUACAUACUUAUAAAGUCAUUGACGAACUUUUUCUGUACAUACCUAUAAAGUCAUUGACGAACUUUUUCUGUACAUACCUAUUAAGUCAAAUGAAUUAUAUAUGAUUUUGUAUAACAGCAUAAGUAAAUUAUUGAUAAAUUCUUCUUUAGAUAUAUCAAGGAAGUUAGACAUAAUCUAUUAUAUGGCAGUAAAUAAAAUUCAUUGAUGAAAUUAAACACAUGUUGAUAAAUUGUUAAAAAAUAAGUAGGGCAGCGAUAAUAUAUGGCUUUAAAAUUAAAUAAAAUUUAUGAUAAAAAAUAAAUUGGUGAAAAUAAAAAUAUUAAUAACGUUAAAAGUAUUGUUGAAAACGUGACAAAAUAAAACAAUUUUAUAACGCUGUCACUUAUAAAAAGGUUCUUAUCCAAAUGGGCACGAUCCUGAAGAAUGGAGGUCGAGGGUUGAAGGUCGAAGGAAGCGUAGGGGUGAGUUUAGUUACGACGUUCCUUCAGAGUGUAAUCCAUAGUGAAGGCCAUGACAUGUGUUGGCGGCGGGGGCGACGACGCAACUACUACAAAUAGGCCGUAGCUUCGUCGAAAGCAUCUAUCCAUGCGAGCGGACCAGUCGCGUGCUCCUUCCUUACCAGGGGUGUGUUGAAUGGUCACGUGGAUAUGGCAGGGGAAUAUUUUGAGACGACGUAUGUACCGGAAAUCAAGGAUGCCGAGAGCAAAGAGCGAGAAAGACAACUCGUUCAAGAGGGCACGGCUAUGUGGAAGCACCAGAAGGAGGAGUUUCUACGUCAAAAACAUCGAGAACAACGAGAAUUGCGAGAGAUUCUGGAGAACUACUCGCCUUGGGGUAAACCAGGCGGUGGCGCUCCGUGCCCAGCAACCUUAAGAAAGAAAAAUGUUCUUUUGGAGCCAUUGGAACCCAUCAAGAAUCAUAUGGCUGGUCAGGGAUGGACUAGUGAUUCGACGAUCCAGAGGCUUUUUCAUACAAGGGACAUCGAUCCUCUGACUAUUCCAGACAUGAAUAAAUUUUUCGAUUCGAAUGUGGAACUGGAUAUCGAAUCGCAUUUACAAUCGUCAAGGGAUACAAGAAGUCUCUACAACGAGGAAGUCCAGGUGUAUAAGCUUACUGGUGGUGUAGAAUUAGUGCCGUUGUUAACUAGUAGACGUUAUCAUUCACAACCGCAGACUGUUCGCUAUCAUGUGACUGACAUUACUCGGCCAGGAUAUACAAUAGAAUCCCUGCGUUCACUCGAAAUUUCUAACAGAAAAUACAUCGCAGAGCUUGCUGAACAGAUACGAUGGAAACAAGAUAAAGCAUGCGAGGAACGUCGUGCGGAACAAGAAAGCUGCAGACGACAUUUUGAUACCUGGCGAAAGCUCUGGGGUAGACCGGGUCACGGUGCACCCAUAGAUCAUGUUCACAGAAACAAUCUUUAUAAUAUUCUUUAUCGUCCAGUUAUCUAUUGAAUUUCUACGCAACGUGCCUCGUGACUUGGAAACUUAUAAACGAAAUUGGAUACCAAUGGUAUUAAAAAACUUUCACUGUUAUCUUCGUUAAUAUUUCAAUCCACUUUUGUAGAUAUUAUCGAAUUAGAUCUGAGAGAUCCAAAAUAACGAAAGGAAAAAACAAAUAAAAGAGAAUUGCAUAUCUUGCCGAAGAACAGUUACGAAUCGAUAAACAUUUUGAAGAUUAGAUUUUUCUCGUAUCAUUACGAUGGAUCUUAGAGAAAUAAGAUAAAUCUGAAAAAGAUUCUUUGUUAUCGUUUAUAUCAUGGUGAAUUGCCCGGAGAUGAAAAAGCGACAAGUUUGUCAGCAGCCUAUUAAAUUUUAUGAAAGUCUGUCGCUAGGAGCUACGAAGAGACGUUUGAUAUACCUGCACCGUGGGACGUAGAUCGCGAUUGACCAGACCUCAAAGGAGCAAUCUCGAGAGGGGAUGCAGCUCGAUCGACGGGUAUUAAAUUUCAUGAACGCCAAGGAACGAUCAUUUGAAUAUAUGUAUGGCCAGGGUUAGAAAGUGCCCUUAGUCGUUGUUGUCAAAAGAAACUGCGUCCAUGUUCGAAGGUGGAAUUUUAAGUUCUCUAAGAAUUCUUCUUGUCGCGUAGAAGAAUAUAUCCGAUCAUAAAAUUAAAAUUUUAUUUUAAGUAGUGAUCCUUGUUACAGAAAAGAACAUUUUGUGACAUUGGAAAUUUUACAUAAAGGGAACAAUGCGAGCAUAUAAAUUAACAAAGUUUGAGCGAUUACUUUUUAAAUAAUAUUCAAAUACGAUAGAUAUCGCUAGAAAUUGACAUUUUUUCGAUAAUUAAUAGUUUCAUGUUGGUCGCUUGUACUCGAUUCACUCGAUAUAUGUUAAUUAACAUGGACGUUAGACCGAGAACGACAGAAAGUUGUCUUACUAAUAGAGUCAUAAUUUAAUUGGGCUAACUUCAAGCGAUAUGAUUCUCGGUUUGUACCUUCAAAGGGUCAAGUACCUUUCUAUUUUUUCUCCCUUCUCCCUAGUAAAGAGAAACAACGAAUCCUUUUCUCUUUCCUGUUUUGCUAGAAAAGCGACUCCUGGUAACCUCACACAUUCUCUGUAGUCUCACAUUUCCCCCGCCUUUAUUCCCCUACAGACCUACUCUCACUCUCUUCUCCCCCUCUUUUCCCUUUCCUCAUUCAGUGGUAGCGCGUUGUGCAGUUAUACGAGCAACUACUGUGUUUUCCCUAUUGUCUGACUAUUGUGUACCCGUUACCACUAUGCGUCGGACCGUUUGUAUAAAGGGUGAUUCAUUUUCAGCGAAAUAUCAGUUCCUGCGCCUCAUGAAUUUCAACUCUCGCAAGCGCGUAAAACCACGCGUCCUGUAUAUUUAUCUCUCUUGCUACGCGUAUAUCCCUCUUAUUCUCUCUCUUCCGUAUCCAUUUCCCGUUACGUCUUCCGUUCUCUCUCCCUAUCACGUUACACCUCUAUCUUCCUUUACUAUCUAUGCGUUUUCUAGCGAGAUGACGUUAGCCCGAUUACUGCCCAGCGCGUGGUUUUGUGCAAGCGAGAAUCACCGGACCUCGUUACACACUUUUCCUUCCUUUUUCCAUCCUAAAUAAUUCUCUUAUCACAAUUAUUGUGAACGGAUGAAUCGUAAACCGCAUUUAAAUUUCUCGGUUCUUGCUCUGAAGCAUAGAUAACGAGUGAUAUUGGUAUUUAAUAGAUUAGAUGCGUAUUAGAUUCUUUAUUAUAAUAGAUAAGCAGGAUCAUACUGACGAAAAGUCGUACACAACGAAUAAAUAUAUAUUAUGAUUAUAUUUCAAGAUUUUAUUCAUUAGAAAUAUACUUGUAAUCUUUACAAUAAUAUGAUUACGACGAACGAUCCUCGUUUGCGAUGAUUCAAUCGAAUGUAAAAUUUUAAACAAGAGGAUCGAUUUAUAAUGUAGAUUUGAAAGGGAGGAUGGACGGAUAAGAAAAAUUUGCGAAUCUCGAGAGUUGCAAAUCGAUAUCAGAAAUCCUCUAGAACAUCCGCGCCCACCGAAGGAAUAAUAUUUGUUCGCGAUUCCAUCGUGAUGUACGUGACGUGAUAGUAGAUGGUCUAUAUGGAUAUACCUUCAUUUACGUAUGUAUGCGUGCAUGACGUGGAACUCAUAUUCGUUCUUUCUCACGGAGUUUUCGUUCGGCUAGACAACGAAGGAUAGUAUGGCAAAUUUGAAUUUCGAUAUGCUGCGACGACUUCUCUUUUUCCAAGAUUUUUUUAUGCAGAUCUUUAUCAAAUCUUCACAAUAUUGAAACAGGAUUGGAAAGUUAUUUUGUCGAUUUCUUUAUUCUGCCAUAUGUAUGUACUAUUUCAAUAAUUAAAAUAAUAAUAUCUAAUACAUAAAACACUUAGAAAUAUGUUUAGCUAAAUAAGAAAUAGUAAAUAUCAACGUUAUUGUCAUUAUCGAUUUCAACGAGAAAAUUUUUCGAUAUCUUAUUUAAUCUAGUUGCUUUUGCAAAUAAAAGAAUCAAAACCAUUUCUCAUCAAUAAGGAAUGAAGCGAGAGAUGCUCUGUGAACGUUUACUGUUCAUGCGUGACUGAGAGGUAUUCAUUCUAUAUAGUAAAAAAACGUGAUCGUUUCGGGUCUCAAUAGUAGCAAUGUGUACCGAGUCGAAGAGGAACACAGAGAAGAGAAAGAGAGAUGGAUAUAGAGAAGCGAAAAAUGCGAAAUCUUGUUAUCGCGGUGACUCGAACGACGAGCUAUUCAUCAAGCGUAUCAUUUCCACAUAGCUCGGCCGCGGUGCAGUGAUGAAUGCGCGCUCGUAAUUAGAAUUUUUUUCGGUAUAUACAGGGUGUAUAUAAAUUAUAAGUACAAGCCUUAUGGGUAGAUAGAAAUCAUUGAAAAAGAAACACAAAUGUUUAAUUAUAAAUAUGUUUUUAAAUCAAUCGUUUCAAAGAUAUGUAAUUAUUUUGUACGAUUACAUGUGCUAUAAAUAACAUAAAAAUGAAUUUGUUCGAAUGUAUCAUUGUUAAAUAUUUACUUAUGAGUUUUUAUCAAAUUAAAAUUUUCUGAUACGUUUAUAUUUUUAAUGAAUUAUAUCCAAUUACAACGUUUGUACCUACAUUUCAUGUACACCUUGUAUGUACAUAUAAGUGUAUUGAGGCGCUAUACUCUGUGAAAAAAGUGAGAAUGGAAGAGAGAGAGAGAGAGUGAGAGAGAGAGAGAGAGAGAGAGAGAGAAAGAGAGAGAGAGAGAGAGAGAGAGAGAAAGAGAGAGAAAUAGUGACCUAUGGAAAUUUCAACGAACACGUUACUCGUCAUCGGUUCUAAUGGCAGAUACCGUCCAUUUUUUGAGUUGCAUCGAUUCGGCCGAUUGCUAGGAUUAAUAUUCAGCAAAUUGUUGCGAGCCAAGCGCGUAAUAUUGCCGCUUCGAUUGCCUCCCUUUCCCGCCACUACCACUUUCACCUUUUUUAUCUUUCACGUUCACCAUCCCCAUAAUUAUCUUUCUCCCCUCUUAUUUUCUUUGCCGUCCUUCUCUGCUUUUUAGCUCCAACGUGCCGCUUUUAAUCGCCUCCUCGUAUUUCGCGCCCUUUUUUAAAGUUACAGGGACGCGUGGUGAUUCCGAGGACAAUUCUCUCUCUCUUUCCUAAUUCGCCGUGGUUUUUUAUCCAAUAUAGCCGUGGUACGGUUGAACACGGCUAUUCGAAAAAUUGUCUGUUGAAUGCUCGAUAAGCCGUGCGAAGAACACACGUAUUGCUCAAAAGUACAUACACGCAGUAUAAAUACCCACACAUUCUUAUCAACAACAAUAUGUAACUGUGUGUAUCUAUGCGCGAAUUUGUGUGUGUGUGUGUUGGUCGUUGCAUCGUUCAAAUAAAAAAAAGAAAACGUGCCUUUUUCAGCUUGCUCCUAGUUUUUCCUCGUUUUUAUACCAUCCGUUUUUCUACUCUACGAAAUAAUUACGAAGGUCUCCGGCCGGUAGUGAAUUUUAAGCAGGAUCGGAAUAUUUUACCGGAUGAACGAUAAAUUGGAUGUACAUAAAUCUUCGAUGAAGAGAUAUUCAGAAAUUUCUUUUUUCAUUUUUUCUUCUAAUAUUAUCGGAAUAUUUAAUGCAAGGAAAAGUGUUAAUACCGUUUAUACUUUUUAAGAGAAAUUUUAUGCGAAUCAGUUCUUUUCUUUCAUUUUCUACAUCAACUUUAAUAGGAUAGAAACAGAAAGAGAGAAAGAGAGAAGGAGAAAGAUGGGUUUUACGAGCUACUCGUCGCACAAACUUUUUUCAUAUCUCUGACAUUAUAUCGCGCUACCUAAAGUCCCACUCAACUAUACUAUUCCAUUGCUGUCUCUCUUUCGUUUUCUCUCUGUAUAAGCGUAGCAUAGUAGAUACAGAUACAUGAAACCAGGAAACCAUUCUCAGUUUCAUUUUGAGCUUUCAUUGUACAAUUUAGAAUAUACUUCAUCGAUGUAAAAAAGGGUUUGCUUUUCACAAGAUCAUGAAAGGGAUUCGAACUUCCGAGGGAAGCGAAAUUAUGACUCCCUUCGUUUUUGUUGUGGUGAAGCCGUUUAACACUGAAGAGUAAUAUAGGUGCAACUAGGACGACUCCUUUAUAUGGAAAGCAGCAUAUGGAAAUUUUCGCAGGUGUCGGUUUAUUGUCCCAUUCGCGAGUGAAACGACACACAGGGGAAUCAUCCCUCUAUAUACUUAUGCGAGAAGGGUUGCAACGCCGGGAGAUUUGUCACGGUACAUGCUCGCACGAACUCGAUUGGAUUAAAUUGUUCCGAUCUACCGUAACUUUAAACUCUAUCUCCCGCCAUCUCUCUCUCUCUCCCUCUCUUUUUGGACGAGUUUAACCGAUUUUAUUGAAGAAGAUUCUUUAGCAUCUUGCACAUAUGUUCAUAUUUUAUAAUACCAAUGAUUUAGUGUAUGAUUUUAAAUAAAAAUUUUUAAAACACCAAAACUUCUUAAUUUUCUUGGUUAUUCUCUUUUAUCGAGUGUAUCGAACCGCCUGACGGAGCUUAACCUCGGAAGCUUUACACGUCACCCUUUCGAAGUCUUCGAUAAUCUCGACAUAAUAAUCCGGCGGUCCCGGAGGCGAUACGAGUAAGCUCGUUCUGUACGUUGCUCUAGAAUGCAUAGAAAUGGGAAAUCUCGCGAUUCCUGGCAAUAAGAUCCGCGCGUGAUCGCCGAAGGAACUCGUAGAAUUGGCUGGAGACCAAGUCGUAGCUCGGUGUUACUUAUCACGUUUGCCAAGUUUCUUUUUCCUUGCUUCUAUUUCUUUUUCUUUCUUUUUCUGUUUUCGAUUCAUCUCUCUCUCUCUCUCUCUCUCUCUCUCUCUCUCUCUCUCUCUCUCUCUCAUAAAUGCAUCAAGUACGACGAUCGUGAUAGGUAUCUCGUUUUACACUGAAUAAUUCACGAUCUUUUUUAACAAAAAAGCAAAAUGCAGUGUGACAGUCGGUAGAGUAAUACUAUAAAAGAUUUUUCUCUAUUUUCACUCCAUAAAGAUUACAUUUAAAAAGUGCGAUAAUCUCGUAUGCAUUUUGUUCGUAUUUACUUUCCUAGAAAAAGAAGAAAAGAGAUUAAAGAUAGCGCUCGAAUCCUUCUUCCAUCAAAUCCUAAGCUGAAAACAUACUCGACUUUCCAGUGCUAAUACUCUCGAAUAAUUCAAGUCGACGUUUUUUGUUAAUUUCAAUUGUGAACUAUUUUUCAUUAAAUGAAUGGUGGUGCAGGAUAUAAAUCGAUUUCACUUUCGAGCUUUAACGAAGAGUUCUUUACUAUUUUUUUGUACUAUAUGAGAUUUUUCUGUGGAUGUGAGAGUUGCGUGGAAAAAGAAUAGGAAUGAUUUGUCCUUUUUUCUUUCUCUUUUUCCUUUUUAUUCAUUCACAUUCGAUGAAAGCCUUUAGAUGGGUGAUUCGCUUGUUUCGAGAAUUACGAGCAUUGUGUUAGGCGAAAGCAUUGAAGUAAUAAUGCAUUAUGUGCAUUGCUUGAAUAUUUCCAUGCAUCUAUGUGCGUAUGUGUGUAUGUGAAUUUUUAUUUAUAUUGGUUUUUCCUAAACGUACGUAUGUACGUUUGGAGAAGAGAAUGUUAUUUUCGGGAUUAAGUCAAAAAGUUACAACUAUGAAGGCUGCGUCUGCGCUUGAAAUCACGUUGGAAUGCUUUGACCGCGAGAGCUUUCGAGCUUUUCGUGGUGCUUGCUUACUGUGGUUUCCCUGUAUCAACUUUUACUCUUUCACCGAUUCGUAUGUACGAUUCAAGAGCUUCCUUUGUCAUUUUAAUACCUUUCGAUGUUAUUUGUUACGGCAAUGAAAAGUCAAUGGUUUAUUUUCCAAGGAAUUCAUGAUUUAAGAUUUACGUGAGAAUAUUUUAUUGAUUGUAGAUAAAAAAUAUAGAUUAUUCCGCAUUUGAUUUUAAACUUGUGAAUAUUAAAUUUCAAAGGUUGUUAGGAACUUUUGAAAAGAAAAUUAAAUUUACUUUUGUUAUUUGUUGCAAUGAAAGUGUAAUGUAUCUGUCUGUUACGUUUUGUUGAGAUUUUUCUUAAAAACAGAAUAGGAUCAUAUCUCGAGACUUUACUCUUCGCCUACCGAAACGACCGCCUGGAAGAAGAUUUUGAGUUUUUCGGCCCGCUCGCAGAAUUAAGCGCCUUGCGGUAUUUUUGUUCCAUGUCUUGUAUACCAUGUUUUCUCGUAAACUCAACCCUUCUUUCUUCUUUAGUCGUCGACUUCGCGUUUCCUUACAAUUACCUUUCGCAUCAUCCUCUUAUACAUAAGAGAAAAUCAUUUAAUGUCGUUUCUACUUUUUUCUUUCCUUAUUCUCUCUUUUUUCUCACUCGUUUGUCUUUUAUCCUUUACCGAUUUUCUUUAUCACUUUGCGUUCGUAUUCGACGAUAGGGUGCAUGGCAAUGCAUAUUUCAUAACCUAUAGAGUUCAUUGUUCCGUCAGUGGUAGCUUCUAUUUCUUUGCUUCAUCCUUUUCCACCCUUUAUACUCUGUCGACUUACCACUUUUAUCGUCAAUACUGCCUUUUAUACAAGCAACUUCUUCGAUAGAAUAUGACAGUUUAACUUGCUGGAAAGCACCAACCCAAUCUUCAUCCUUCGAUCUCAUUUCACUCUACACUUUAUGUCUAGUAUCUCCUUUCAAAAAUACCAUUCUCGAUUUCCUCUAACAAUUUGAAUCCAAUGAAUUCUCAAGCAAGGUCUCUCUUUUUUGAUUUUCCUUAAAGCAACAGCUGCCGGUUCUUUAAUUUUUAAGCGACUAUCCUUUUAUAUUUGUUCAUAUUAAUACUUUCCGUGCCAGGCCGAUAUUUGAUAUUUUUUCGUUUAGGCCUCGUGGUUCGCAUGCACCUCAUGUUAUCAUGAUAAAAAUUUUGAUUUCUGACAUAUGUUUUACAAUAUUUAUAAUAGUGCAAAAAAUAAUCCUCAUGCUGUUUAAGGCUAAACGUCUCACGAUAUGAUAAACGCAUUAUAGAUGUUAUUCAAUUGUCGAAAUAUGAUUUUAGAACAAAUUUUUUCAAAAAUUUGCAUUCUCGGUGAAAAUACCAAACGGUUUAAAUGAUGACUUGUUAAUCACAUCAUAUAAAAGACGAGACAGAGCGAUUGUUUUUACAUAAAAUCAUACACUGUGGAAUUAAUCCAGUAAAAUAAAUUGCAAAGAGAUAAAGAAAGAGAAAGAGAAAGAGAAAGAGAAAGAGAAAGAGAAAGAGAAAGAGAAAGAGAAAGAGAAAGAGAAAGAGAAAGAGAGAGAGAGAGAGAGAGAGAGAGAAUGAAAGAAAAAAAGAAUAUUUAGUAUCAAUACAAAUGUACAAUUCAGAAUUGGUCAAAGAAUUACGAUGGUUUGUGCACGUUCAAGCUAAUUAUAAUGUCCGUUUAUGUAAAAGAACGUCAGUGGUUUGUUUUCUACUCUAAUUAACUUGUAAUAAUUACCGUGGUGGAAAGUAGCAAAUGGGAACAAAUUUAACAUUAUAUAAAUCGUAGUCGUUAACUUGUGAUGCUCGACUUCUCAUUAUUACAGAACACGAAUCAGAUUGUCGUGUAUUUCAAUAUAGCUAAAUCUUCGAUGACACGUUCAUAGGUCGUUGCUCUUUGCACCGUUCAAAGAACAAUAUCGAGAUGCGUUUUUUCCCUUCGUCGUAUAAAUAUCGUCCAUAACGCAGCGGCGUUUAAUUAUUAACUUACCAAAGUGUCUAGAAUUUUCAAUAUUUUCUAUAACAAUCCUUGUAGAUGUAAGUGAGAUGAAAUCAAGUAAAAAUUUAAUAUGAAAUCUACCUGAUAUUUUAAAAUUUAAAUUAAAUAUUUUACCUGUAAGAUUUUGAUUUAAUUAAGCAUUAUAUAUGUAAAUUUAAAACGAUCAAGUUCUUUUAAUCGUGUUAAAUUAUCGUCAUGAAAAAUACGGGACAAGAAAAAUUGCUCGUUGUUUGUCGAAUUCGACACGAUGAACUCGCUUUUGUGGAUUCGGUUCGUGCUACGACGGUAGAAGUUAAUUGCAAGGAAAUACGAUAAAGCGGACGGAAAGCAUUUCGUCGAGCCGCUUGAAAAUUUAUGCGAAAUUCAGCGAUCCGUUUAAGAGUGGGUACCUAAAAGGUUACUCCGGGAACAGGGGAAGCUACGAGUGUUUCGAAAUAAACGACAACGUGCCGCAUAUUUUACAAAUUCCGAUUACCACUGCGCACUGGCACGAACUGCUGCUAUAUCCUCUUAUUCCUGGAAUUCUUCUAAAGUUAUUCAACUUGAAAAGAAUAUAAACGUAGCUAUAUUCCACUCACUCUCCAUAUUCAGAUAAUACAAUGUUAUCACUUUCUUUUUUCUUUUAUCGAUUCUGAGUGACUGGUAUAAAUCUAAAAAAAAUCAUUUUUUCAAAAAAUCAUUCUAAUCAUUCUAUACACUACAAU
This is a messenger RNA of Vespa crabro (European hornet), 10657 nucleotides long. RefSeq lists its product as uncharacterized. The transcript is spliced from 7 exons. Lineage: Eukaryota; Metazoa; Arthropoda; Insecta; Hymenoptera; Vespidae. The record is from RefSeq and is a predicted model, not a curated record. Bases 1002 to 1808 code for a protein of 268 amino acids.